AGAUUACUCCAGGAAGCAAGGCAGCAGCUGCCAACCUGUGUCCUGGAGAUGUCAUCCUGGCUAUCGAUGGCUUCGGCACGGAAUCCAUGACUCAUGCUGAUGCCCAGGACAGGAUUAAAGCAGCAGCACACCAGCUGUGUCUCAAAAUUGACAGGGCAGAAACUCGCUUAUGGUCUCCACAGGUAUCUGAAGAUGGGAAAGCACAUCCUUUCAAAAUCAACUUAGAAUCAGAACCCCAGGAUGUGAACUACUUUGAACACAAGCACAAUAUUCGGCCCAAACCUUUCAUAAUCCCAGGCCGAAGCAGUGGAUGCAGUACUCCGUCCGGUGUUGACGGUGGCAGUGGACGUAGCACCCCUUCUUCUGUCAGUACUCUUAGUACUAUUUGCCCAGGUGACUUGAAAGUGGCUGCUAAGAUGGCCCCUAACAUUCCUUUGGAAAUGGAACUUCCCGGUGUGAAGAUUGUACAUGCUCAGUUUAAUACACCUAUGCAGUUGUACUCAGAUGACAAUAUUAUGGAAACACUUCAGGGUCAGGUUUCAACAGCUCUAGGGGAAACACCCACAAUGAGUGAACCCACGGCCUCGGUGCCGCCCGAGUCAGAUGUGUACCGGAUGCUCCACGACAACCGGAAUGAACCGACUCAGCCUCGCCAGUCCGGCUCCUUCCGGGUGCUCCAGGAGCUAGUCCACGACGAUGACCGUCCUGCUGGAACACGGAGUGUGAGAGCUCCAGUUACAAAAGCCCAUGGGGGCGCUGGCAGCACACAGAAGAUGCCACUCUGUGACAAAUGUGGGAGUGGCAUUGUCGGUGCGGUCGUGAAGGCACGGGACAAGUACCGGCACCCGGAGUGCUUCGUGUGUGCUGACUGCAACCUCAACCUCAAACAGAAGGGCUACUUCUUUGUGGAGGGGGAGCUGUACUGCGAAACUCAUGCAAGAGCCCGCACGAGGCCUCCAGAGGGCUACGACACAGUCACUCUUUAUCCCAAAGCUUAAGCCUCACGCCGACUGGAGCACGCACACACUCACCCUCGCGCUUACACAGGAAGACAUUAAUGGCUUUGGGCGGAAGGAUAGCAAACUGUUGGCUCCAAAUCUAAAGCCAAGGCUUUUAGACAUUUAUCUUAUUGUAUACCGAGGAAAAGGAAUGGGAGGCAAAUGUCUGUUAUAACAGAAAUACACAUUUAGCUAUAUUUUGCAACUCUUUUUCUCUUUGAGUCUAGCAAUAACUUAAUGACAAUUAAAGCAAUCAUUUUUUUUGUAUGUCAUACUCCACAGUUUACAUUUAUGUUUUGACCAUCACACAUGUAAACACCAAGAUAUUUGGGGGAGUCUAAUGUUCUUUUGUUAACAAGUUGAUUUUGCAAUUGUAGUAAACACCAACUGACAAUCUUGUAUUCUAAUACAACCUGCCAUUUUUUCUUACCUGUUCUAAUAAUAACUAUUAUAGUGCAUGUCAGGGAGAAAUGCCUUAGAUUUCUCUAGUUUCACAGUCAAACAAUUAUACCAUCAGUUGCAACAUACAUAAUAAAUACAUAAAACAUUUUAAAAAUAUCUAAUUAAGUGGCACUCAAUGAAUUCAGAAGUCAACAUUCCAAUGAGAGGACCCAAUUGUGUCUUGACAUGUACACUAGCAACUCAGGUUGUUUAAGAAAAAUACAUUUUAAGAAAAAUGUGGCUUCUUUCUUUUUUAUAACUCAGCUACUCUUUCUUAUGUGUCCACAAUUUCUGCUACUAGGAGGACAUUUAACUUUGCUAGUUAAAGGUAAUUUAGUUUCUUGCAGAUUAAAACAGUUUCUUUUGCUUUGAAA
Messenger RNA from Manis javanica (Malayan pangolin), 1813 nucleotides. Lineage: Eukaryota; Metazoa; Chordata; Mammalia; Pholidota; Manidae. The record is from RefSeq and is a predicted model, not a curated record.